AUGGCACGGAUGGAUCAACUUUCCGAAGCUAUUGAGCAGAACAAGCACAACAACACACACACCGAUGACUCCACUCUCGUUAUCACCAAACCUCGACCAACCUACAUUGUCCCCACAAAAUCACUCCUAGCUAUCUACCCUGUCAUUGCCCUCCAGAAGGACUUCUUCAGAGCCAAGCUCGACCCUGCUGAUAAAUUCAUCGACAUGUCCGACUUUCACUUCAUGGAGGGAAUGGACUACGACGCCCAUCCACUUCUGGACGUUCAACAAAAGGGACUCCGACUCAAUGACGACAAGAGAUUCGCAGAGAAGGAAUUGGCUAAGAUCCAGACCAGACUGGCCCAUCUCACGCGCCCUUUGGACACCCUCGCUCUCAUGGCAGCCAAGGAUAACACUGAGAAUAUAUGGAAGGACCGAGCAGUUGCACUCGCCAGCACGAUCCGAUACCUCGCAGACCCUACGCCCAAACCUGCUGCGGUUACUCUCGCCGACGUCGCCGAGAGAAAAGCAGCCCUGGACGCCAUCAAUCCCGUUUUCCCUGUCAAGAAGAAGCACGACAAGCCUCCUAACAAGGAUCAGGACAAACACGACUCGACCAAGUCUGGCAGCUCCAACGACAAGUCCAAGGGCAAACCCAAGAACAACAAAGACCAUGGCCCUGGCAACAACAACAACAACAACAACAACAGCAGCAGCAGCAGCAGCAGUAAGAACGGCAAUUCUGGCAGCACUGGGCGCAAGUCUGAUGGCAGCAAUUCCGGCGUUGCAGAAAAUGGAGACGGACAGGGAAGCGGGGGAGGAGAGAAAACGCACCAGUUGAAGUAG
This is a messenger RNA of Linnemannia hyalina, 825 nucleotides long. Lineage: Eukaryota; Fungi; Mortierellomycota; Mortierellomycetes; Mortierellales; Mortierellaceae. The record is from the annotation of a GenBank genome assembly.